AUGACGGGCCGCGGGGUAGUUACGAUGGCGCCGCUGUUCAUGCUGCUUCUCCUCCUCUCGGGGUCCGCGGCGAUGGGGGGUCCUCGUCGGCACCGCGAGAGGUGGGAGGAAGGGGAGGGGGAGUGGCGGCCGGAGGAGGAGGGCAAGGGCGGAGGCGGGGAGCCAGCUGCUGGUAAAGGGCUGUUCGUCCUGGACAAGGUGGAGAAGGUGGUGGACUCGGAGGGUGGGCAGGUGCACGUCGUGCGUGGGCAGCCGUGGCCGCCGGCGUCCUUCAUGCACAUCGGCUUCAUCACCAUGGAGCCCAAGACGCUGUUCGUGCCGCAGUACAUGGACUCCAACCUCAUCCUCUUCGUGCAGCGAGGGGAGGUGAAAGUUGGAUGGAUCCACAAGGACGAGCUUGUGGAGAAAAAGCUCAAGAUGGGCGACGUGCUCCACAUCGACGCCGGCUCCACCUUCUACAUGGUCAACACCGGCGAAGGCCAGAGGCUGCAGGUCAUAUGCAGCAUCGACGCAUCAGAUAGCGCCGGCUUCGGCCCUUAUCAGUCGUUCUAUCUUGGUGGGGCAGGGAAACAGGGGUCGGUGCUGGGCGGCUUUUACCCAACGAUACUUACCACCGCUUUCAACACUACUUACGACGAAUUGGCAAGAAUUUUCACGGUUAAGUCUGGGCCUAUUGUGUUCUACACAAACACAACGGAUCCCGGGCGGGGAGACAAGAAGCGUGAUGCCGGAGAGAAGGAAAGGGAGAACGAUCCAUGGAGACCGGUGGGGAGAGGCGAUGAAGACGAACGUGGUAACGGGCAGUGGACAUGGUCGUGGAGGAAGCUGAUGGGCGGGUUCAUCGGAGGGGCACCCUCCAAUGCCGCGGAGCCGAAUAAGAAGUCAGACAAGACGGUGAGCGCGCCGGAUCCAUACAACCUCUUCGACCACGACCCCAGCUUCCAGAACGAUUACGGCUGGAGCGUCUCCAUCGACAAGCACGACUACGAGCCCCUCGGCCACUCCGACAUUGGCGUAUACCUCGUCAACCUCACCGCCGGUUCGAUGAUGGCGCCGCACGUGAACCCGAGGGCGACGGAGUACGGCGUGGUGCUCGGCGGGGAAGGUGACAUCCAGGUGGUCUUCCCCAACGGGACGCUGGCGAUGAGCGCGAAGGUGCGCCCCGGCGACGUGUUCUGGAUCCCGCGCUACUUCCCGUUCGCGCAGGUGGCGUCGCAGACCGGGCCGUUCGAGUUCUUCGGGUUCACCACGUCGGCGCGGCGGAACAGGCCGCAGUUCCUGGCUGGCGCCACCUCGGUCCUCCGCACCAUGCUCGGGCCGGAGCUCGCGGCCAGCUUCGGCGUCCCUGAAGAAGAGUUGAGGGAGGUGGUGCAUGCGCAGAAGGACGCUGUGAUACUGCCGCCGGUGCAGGAGAAGGAGCCGAGGGUUAUUAGGCAGAUGGUUAAGGAGUAA
Lolium rigidum is the source of this 1452-nucleotide messenger RNA. Its product is annotated as vicilin-like seed storage protein At2g28490. The record is from RefSeq and is a predicted model, not a curated record. NCBI's taxonomy places the organism in Eukaryota, Viridiplantae, Streptophyta, Magnoliopsida, Poales, Poaceae. The coding region runs from base 1 to 1452 and encodes 483 amino acids. The transcript is spliced from 5 exons.